Molecule: messenger RNA, 2061 nt
Organism: Cyprinodon variegatus (sheepshead minnow)
Lineage: Eukaryota; Metazoa; Chordata; Actinopteri; Cyprinodontiformes; Cyprinodontidae
Exons: 3
Coding region: 231-1049 (272 amino acids)
Source: RefSeq, a predicted model, not a curated record
UUCAGUCUGCAUUCAGCAGCGCGAAGAGACACAGCGUUUUGACACAGUUAACCCCCUCUCUGUGCUGGUCUUUGCGUCCGAGGCGAUUCACGCACAUAUAUGGAAGAGACUCGGAGCGGUUUUAUUCAUUUAUUCAACACGCAGGGAAGAACAGGACCGUUUCCUGAUAGUUUGCAGCCUUCAUAAGGUGUUUGGAAAAACUACCUGAAGCUUUACGGGACAUCGUUUGCAUGAAACUUUACCCAGAUAAAGACGCCGGAUCCGCCGCUUCGUUUAGCAAAGACAGGUGGAUGAUUGGAAAACGCGUCGAGGACGACCAGCUCAAGUCGAGCAGUGACACCUCCCCUAAAGCUUCCUCUAAACCCAACCUGAAGGGAGCCAUGGCCCUCGGCAGUUUGAACCUAAUGCAGACCCUCAAGAACUCCCCGGCAGCCUUCCGGCGCCGCUUCCGCCGGGACCGAACAGAGUCCCUGUCCCACGGUGACCCUCUGUUCAAAGUCCACUACCUCGGCACGGUGAAGAUCUUCUCUCUGGACCGAGAGCAGGCCCAGGAGGCCAUCUCUCACCUGACGGAGGGCGUCGCCAACGGGAAGAAGCUGAGCAAAGAUCACGCUCUGGUCGUGAGGCCGAGAUACGUAGAGGUCAAAGAGCUGAGCACGGGGCGGCAGCUCACCAAGACGUACCUGCAGGACAUCGCGUACUGCGCCGCCGACGUCGGCCGACCCAACGUCUUCCUGUACAUCUGCAAGCACCAGGGGCAGCAGCUGCAGUGUCGGGUGUUCUGGUGCAGCCGGGCGGAGCGGGCGCGAGACAUGACCGCCUGCCUGGCACGCUCCUUUCAGCGAGCGCUCAGCGACUGGCAGGAUGGCUCAGCCUCUCUGCCGCCAGGAGAGGCCAGAGGCAAACGUCUAGAGGAGUCUUCCAACACGAAGAGCUCUACGCUGCCCGCUGGUCUGGGGAAAGUUCGCUGGAAGAGAAGAGGCUCAGCAUCCAGAAGCCCCAUGAAGGGAAUCACCAGAAGAGGAUCAGCCUCCGACAGUUGGAGCUGAAACAAGAGGCUUCUACGCUAACCUGGUUCUGACUUUUAAAGGUGGAAAAACUGCAUGAAGGAAGGAAGUUUGGGAGGAACAGAGUUGGACUGCUCCAGGAAAGGAGAAGGGGGGGAAUUUAGCUGCCAUCUUGAUCCAUAUUUGGUCAAAUAACGGCAGCUUGUUAGGAUGUAAUCAGAACUGACGAGUGUUUGGUGUUAUGGACAUGAUGGGCUGCAUAAGGCAUCUGACUUCAGAGAACCCUGGUUGGGUGAUGUUUUAAGUGACCUUAAGAAACAGUAAAUCCAUGGUGGUAUGAACCUGUUUCCUUCUCUUUCAAAGAGAUGUUUGAUGCAGAUCCAGUGUGGUUCCCUUCCUCCUGUCAGCCAAAGUUCUCAAGCGAUCCCAAAGUGAUCUGCUCGUUAUGAAAAGGUUAAUGUUUGUCUGAAUUGAAUGGCAGGUCUGGUAACUGUGCCAUCAUUUGUAAAUCAUAAAUCAUCCGCUACGCACUGCAGAUAAAAACAUGGCGGUAGCUCUGGGAGGAGGAGGACGACGCUGUGUUCCUGUUUGGAGCCUCGGUGAGGAAUGUACAGCCGUGCACCUGCAUUCCAAGCUGAGGGGGGAAAUCUGAAUUGGGAAUCGUCUAUUCACGUCCGCCCCCUGAUUGUCUGUCCAAGAGCUGCACGCUUUUUAAAACCUGAUGAUUAUUUAGGUUUACAAAUACGACUUGAGGGCAAACGGUACAUCUCUAGCCUACCGUUAUCUUCCAACUUUAUGAUUUCUCAGCUAAGCUAGAAACGACGACUUUUAAGGAAUUUUAUAUAUAUAUAUAUUUUUUUUCUUUUUACAAUGUGCCACUUUUGUAAGUGGAUUUUAGUAUUUUAUAUUUGAAAGCCUUACCAAAAGCGCUGCUGAUAUCUGGAAAAAGUUAUCCCUGCCUGCUCUAAGCUGUAUUUUUAUUUGUACCGUUGUUGUUGCUGUACAUAUUUAUCUAAAUAUGUAUUUUAUGGAAUAUUAAAGUUUUUAUACAGUC